Oncorhynchus mykiss (rainbow trout) is the source of this 4283-nucleotide messenger RNA. RefSeq names its product transcription cofactor vestigial-like protein 3. Gene Ontology annotation, biological process: regulation of DNA-templated transcription. The record is from RefSeq and is a predicted model, not a curated record. NCBI's taxonomy places the organism in Eukaryota, Metazoa, Chordata, Actinopteri, Salmoniformes, Salmonidae. Gene Ontology annotation, cellular component: nucleus.
CUCUUCCCCUCUCGUCUCCUCUCCUCUGCACAUGCCAUUCAAGAACAGCUGUCUAUGCUCUACAAAAACUGACACGGACACACCAUCUACAGAGUUUGGUCUGAAAUCACAGGCCAGGACCAUUUACAAUCUUUAUUCAGGUCUAUAGCUGGGAGCCUGGGACAGAAGCACCAGCCAUGUGAGAAACACAAGGUUUACUCAGGGUCAGAAAGGAGUGGUGAGACCCACAGAGAUCCUAUUCAAUUAAGUUAUUCUAUGGUGAGACCUGUCGAUCUGAGAGCAGUGAUCUCUGUGAUGUCACCAGCAGGUGGAAGCAGAUCACUCAUUGACAUCUUCCACUGAGUUCCUCACUAGCCAAAGGACCAAAGACAGCUAAGGGACAUGUUCCAAACCAAACCCUGGCCCCUUCACACAGGUUCUUAUUAUAGAUCUAAGAGGAGUGGGUGUGUGGAAACGCAAUGUAUUCCUGAUUCCUAUUCAAAAUCUUUUGAUUUGGAUUUGGGAAGAGAAUAUCCUAGUCAGGUGAAUGCAGUCAGUCAGUGUGGUUCAGUUCCUUGGUUCCACUGGUUUAUUCAGUGAAGUAUGAAUAUAGUUAUAUAAGUACGUAAUAAUGUUGACAUCCCUCUGUUACAGAAUUUAUGGGAGUCUUUUAUACUGCAGUCUAACCUGCCUCUUUCUUUUUUCUCCCUUUGUUGGGGUCAUGUCAGAACCUGCCAAGUUUACUGGAAAACUAUGCCAAAUGUUCUACUAUAGGUUAGUACACUCGAUGGACUACACUCGAUGGACUACACUCGAUGGAUAGACUACACUCGAUGGAUAGACUACACUCGAUGGACUACACUCGAUGGAUAGACUACACUCGAUGGAUGGACUACACUCAAUGGAUACCCUACACUCGAUGGAUAGACUACACUCGAUGGAUACCCUACACUCGAUGGACUACACUCGAUGGAUAGACUACACUCGAUGGAUGGACUACACUCGAUGGAUAGACUACACUCAAUGGAUAGACUACACUCGAUGGAUGGACUACACUCAAUGGAUACCCUACACUCGAUGGAUAGACUACACUCGAUGGAUACCCUACACUCGAUGGACUACACUCGAUGGAUAGACUACACUCGAUGGAUAGACUACACUCGAUGGAUACCCUACACUCGAUGGACUACACUCGAUGGAUGGACUACACUCGAUGGAUAGACUACACUCGAUGGAUACCCUACACUCGAUGGACUACACUCGAUGGAUAGACUACACUCGAUGGAUGGACUACACUCAAUGGAUACCCUACACUCGAUGGAUAGACUACACUCGAUGGAUGGACUACACUCAAUGGAUACCCUACACUCGAUGGAUAGACUACACUCGAUGGAUACCCUACACUCGAUGGACUACACUCGAUGGAUAGACUACACUCGAUGGAUACCCUACACUCGAUGGACUACACUCGAUGGAUGGACUACACUCGAUGGAUAGACUACACUCAAUGGAUAGACUACACUCGAUGGAUAGACUACACUCGAUGGAUAGACUACACUCGAUGGAUAGACUACACUCGAUGGAUAGACUACACUCGAUGGAUAGACUACACUCGAUGGAUAGACUACACUCGAUGGAUAGACUACACUCGAUGGAUAGACUACACUCGAUGGAUAGACUACACUCACUGGGUUAAAAUGACAAUCAACAUACAAUGAAAGAUAGUCUAUGACACAAUGCUGAAUAUUUACAUUCACUUAUCUGAAGAUACUUACAAUUACAUUUCACUGAAACUCGAGGCCAAGUCUUGAGGUUUUAUGCUUGGUAUCUGUAGACCACGUUGUGACAACUGCUGAUGUAAAACGGGAUUUAUAAAAUUAAAUACAUGUGAUUGAUUGAAUGAAUCUUCAAGUGGCAGCUACACUCAUCAUACCUCAUCCUACCUCUCCACUUCGAGCCGCGUGUAUGAGUUCCAUGGGCGUGUGCACGCAGAGUCCUAUCCCUCCUCUCCCUCUAUAUACAGUACCGUUAAAACUUUCCUCCAAUCAGUGUAGCUCUAAUAACCAAGUGGAGUUUGUCCCGUACCUUUUGUUCACUUUCACUCGGGUUUGGUUUGGCACAGUAUGAGGUGUUGGUCCUAGUGAUUCGGUAUUGUCUUUAUGCAAACAGUUCCUUUCACCGACAGCAUGCCUAUUGUCACAGUCAUGGUUUAUAUGGAGGCAGCGGUGGAUGUGAGGAUUACAUCAGUUUGAGGAGCGCUGAUCCAGGCUGUGUUUCUCUCUGAGCCCCUGACAGCGCCGUCUCAGCCAUGAGUUGUCUGGAUGUGAUGUUUUACCAGAGUUAUGGAGCUCACUAUCUCCCUGCGUCUUCAGCAGCAGCGGCAGCAGCCUACAAAGCGGCAUACUACCAUCAUCAACAGCACCAGCAGCAGAAGAAGCUGGGUGUGUACAGCAGGAUGCAGCAGGACAGCGAAGAGCAGCACUGUCCAGGGGGGAGACAGCAACAGCAGCGUGGGGGAGGAGGGGGGAGACUGGCAGGGGAGCAUUGGGUCCAACGGGGUCUGGAGGGUUCUGGGCUGAGGGGCUGUGGGGGUACUGGGAAGGACAGCCAGCCUGCUGAGGCAGAGUACCUGAGCUCCAGGUGUGUUCUGUUCACCUAUUUCCAUGGUGACAUUGGGGAUGUGGUGGAUGAACAUUUCUCUAGGGCUCUGAACCAAACCAGUGCCUUCACUGGAGAGAUGAAGACGUCUAGGACCACCCCCAUGCACACCUCUGCCUCGGUUGGACUGUGGAAAGACAGUGUAUCUCUCUCGGAGGCCCAGUGUGGUUCCCUGUCCUCCUCUCUGUGGGGUGGAGGUUACCCGUCCCAGACCAGCCCCUGUCUCUCCGUCCACCCAGACUUCUCCCCCAGCCCAGCAGCCUUCCAUGCACCAGACAGUGCGCUGUGGACUGGCCACGUUCUGCCCCAGCCCAGCCUCCCUCCUACAGCUUCUCUCCCAGACCCCUGGGCCUACAGCCGCAACCCUCAGACAUCCGCCAGCUACACACACGCCCACAAUGUCUACACACACACACACCCUCACACACACAUGUACCCCCACCACACCCACCCGGUCAUACAUCCCCACCCGUCCCAUGACCCAGGCCUAGACCCCAGGUUCAGCCCUCUGCUCCUGCCUGGUGUGAAGACUCAGAGCCCCCUAGCCCACAGCCCUGCUGGACAUAGCACACACAGUAACACACACAGUAACACACACAGCAGCCAGAGCCCAGGGAUACACAGUGGUGUGAAGAUAGAGGUGGAGCAGGCCAGCCCCAACCCCCCCACCCUGACCCCCCCAGCCUGGCCCGCAGCUCUACACACACCCUUGGAUACCUACGACUCAGGUCUGGAUCAGGACAAAGUCAAUACUGUUUGGUUCUGAGAGAGAGGAUAUGACAUCACUGUGACAUCACCCUGGCACUGAGCUGUGACCAGCUCUAACAGAACCCCCUGGAACCACAACACAUUUCCUGUGUACUCACUCUCAAGUAGAAGACUCUCCGCUCACUAGAAAAAGUCCAGGGUGGGUUUACAGAUGUAGGAUCUUAAUUUGAUCAUUCUUUUAUUGAUAAGAAUUUUACUGCAAAGCAGGAAAUGCAAACUUGUAGAGUAUUUCAGUUUUAAAAAGGCUUCUAAAGUUUGUAAUUUCCACUUUGAGGUUUUAGACUUAAUUUUCCCUAAUGAAUGAAAUGUAUAAACCCCUACAAACAUGUCAAUUUAUUAUAAUCCAGAUAAUAAUUCACAUUUCCUGUUGCUGCAGGAUUAUUUUACUGCUGUAGCAAACUUUCUCAAAUUAAGAUCCUACAUCUGUAGGUCUUUUAGAAAGCACUGGAGAAGCCUAGACCACUCUCCAUGCCUCACACCACUCACCAGGGAUACUUCUGAUCACUUCUUGGCCAAAUAUUUUUCAAAUUUGUACCAAAAGUAUUAGCUGGCUGUUUCGGACCUAAUAUACCACAUGAUCGUUCUGUUUAAAGAACUUAGUUUGUGGGAACACUGCUCAGCCAAGCCUCUUUCUGAUAUUUUUUUUACUUCGUGCUAUGUGUGUAACUAUGUGUGUAAUUGACUGUAAUAUAUUUUGUAUAUAGUACUUUAAUUUGAUGUGAUUGUCAUUUCCUUAAAGUGUUUGAUUGUUGCUAAUUGUUUUUCACCAACCCUGUGUUGUCAUGUUGCCUAGUAUUCUAUAUGUGCGGAGAAAUCAUGUAAUUACUGAUGUGUAAUAAAUUGCUAAGUUCUAUUGGCAAACAUUUCCUCAUCUUUAA